Enterobius vermicularis (human pinworm) is the source of this 1326-nucleotide messenger RNA. The record is from the annotation of a GenBank genome assembly. NCBI's taxonomy places the organism in Eukaryota, Metazoa, Nematoda, Chromadorea, Rhabditida, Oxyuridae.
UUGUUUCGGUAUAUGAAUACAGUUUCAAUGGAACCGCUUUUAGCAUUUUAUAUGUUCGCAUCAUUCAUCAAAUACCCGGUCUUUCAAGCAUUGCUCUAUGAGAAAUCAUGUAUUUCUCGCUACAAGGUACAGGAUGAGACUUACUGUCAGAAUAUCUCGUUGGUACACGAUAACGUAGCAUUGCAACGUGAUGCUAAUCAUCUUUACUUGUUGUCCUCGCUAUGCCUUAUGUUACCGUCAAUACCGCUUUCUCUAAUUCUUGGAUCAUUAAGCGAUGUAUGGGAUGCGAAAAUUCCCGUAAUGGUGCCACUUUUUGGAUUUAUUGUUGGAGACUUAAACUAUGUGUUGCAGUGUGUAUUUUUUAAAGCAGAUCCUCGAUGGUUACUCCUAAGUGAUUUGGCGUCUGGUUUCACUGGCGGAUAUUCAGCACUUUUUGGUUACCAGAAAAUGGCGUUCUUAGAAGGUGCUAUCGGUACUGGUGCUACACUUGGAUUUCUUUUGGCUGGGAUCAUCAGAGAGUUUUUAAAUUUCUAUGGAACAUUCCUACUUAUAAUGGGGCUGCGUAUUCUUUGUAUUAUGUAUGUCAUUGUAUUUGUGAAGAACUUGGACCUAAAAUCGGGAGGUCUGGCGUCGAACAGGACUUAUAUGAAGUUGAUUCUAAAAUUGGAAAUAUCAAAACUGUUCAUUAUAACGGAGUGUCAAAUUUCAGGUGUACUUGACAUCCAAUAUUCAUUCUUUCGUUUCAAGCUUGAAUGGGGUGAUAAAGAAUUUGGUUGGUACAGCGGUAUUGUUUAUGGGCUAAGCACUGCUGCGGUAUUGAUACCAUAUCCGUGGCUCAAAACACUUGGCGUUUAUGACUUAUCUUUAUGUGCCCUUGGAUUGGCUGCGAAAAUUAUAAGUUUAAUAGCCACUGCAUUUGUUUUUUCCAACUGGUUUGCUUUUGCAAUCUCGCCUUUGUCUUCAUUCAACCGAUUUAUUUCAACUGCAUUACGGACGACGGUUUCUCAGGCAGUGGAGUUUUCUGAACAAGGUCGAAUAUUUUCGGUGAUAAGUGUUGCUGAUGGACUGGUUUCGUUGUCCGGUUCAUUAGUUUUUAACUCUAUCUAUCCGUUAACAUUACCCAAAUACCCGUAUUUUUGCUUUGUUUUCAUUGCUGGACUUCUGGUCAUCCCACUGAUUUCAUCAUUAUAUCUUCUGCAUAAAGAUCAGCUUGCAGAAACGAAUUCAUGUUCUGAUAUAGGCAGCAGUUCAAAUGAAAGUAGUGUGUCUACGUAUUUAAUAAAACUUCUGUGUAUUGCUAGGAGUGAAGAACUUGAAGGAAGCUAG